ACAUUUGGUGUAAUUGUUGUUUUUGUUGACUUGGCGUUCAUUCUCAUUCGAAAGAUUUGGAUUCUAAAAAUGAAGGGCAUUGCAUGCAGUUUGAUUGCAGGCUAAAGACUUGAAGGAAUGUCUGACUUGUGCAUGUACCAGUUCGAAGAUAUAAUUUGGGAUGAAUAUUACCAGAGUGAUGAUCAUAUAGUGCCUCAUCCUGGUGACAAACGGGCCAAAGAAAUUUCCUUUCAGGGUGAUAGUUGCAAGAAACCUCGCUGUGAAGUAACUGGUAUUUCAAGAAGUUAUGCAGAUAAAUCUGCUGCUAAACGUGUAGGUCAGGAGAAAGAACAAAGAGAUCUUUCAACUUCUAUUAAUAGAAAGAACCCCAUGUUUGAGAAGGAUUCAUCGUCUCGCCCACCCCACGAUGCAUCCCUCUCUCCAAUUGUUCGUGAUGCAAUCAAAGAAGCUUCGAGUUCAGCAUCUGACAAUACCAGAAUAUCAAGUCAUGGCUUCAACAAUAAUAAUUUAGAUUCCAAUGGUAGUGAAGUUUGUGCAAAUGAUACCACACUCAAUGACAAGUGCACUGCUGUUGAGAGCAACUCUUUUAGUUAUCCACUCGGUGACAUUUCUCAAACAGUCGAUGAUCUGAAUUUCUUUGACAAAAAUCCUGAAGACGAGGAUUCUAGCGAUAUCAUACAUUAUGAUUGGCCUGAAAUAGGAAAUUUUGAGGAUGUCGACAGGAUGUUUAGAAGUUGCGAUUCAACAUUUGGACUUGGGGAGGAUAAAGAAGAUGAAUUGGGUUGGUUUUCAUCAGAGGAUGCUAUAGGAGGAUCCGGUGAUAUUCUGAAGUCAGAUUUUAAGUUUUUCUGUCCCGAGUCCAAGGCAAUGGAAAAUAUUUCAGAAAACCAUGACACCUCGAUGGUAAAUGGAAGCUAUUCUACUAAUGAUAUUACCAGGACAACUGCAUCCAUUUGGUACUCAGAGAGAGAUGAAUCUGCUUCUCAUGUGUCCAUUGCGAAUGGAUCCACGGGAUCUGACAGAAAAGAAGAUGUCAUGCCCAUAGAAAAGGGAAUAGGACAGAAUGGUAAAAUGCAACCCAAGAUUUCAACUAACAGUUACAAAACUGGAAACAAAGAAAUGGUUAAUGAGCAUAAAAAGCAGUCAAAGCAACAGAACCAUUCUCAGAGGAAAAGAAAAGAACAAUGCACUGGAAAUGGUUGUUUUAAUUAUGCUGGCAACCUGCCGAAUGAAGUUAGGCAUCUUCCUUCUGGGGACAUAUCUCAUGAAACUUUCCAAUAUAAGGCUAUUCAAUGUCAACCGAAGUCUCCGGUUCCAGAUUCUUGUGAUUACCUACAGAAUGCUUUUCCUUACGUGCAUUUAGAUAGCAGACAUUUACCAGAUAAAACUUCGGUACAUACAACUCAAUCUGCUGUCAGAUCUGAGAAUGAUGACUUGGCAUUCCUUUCACCGAGGGAGCCAUUGUAUGCCUCCAGUCAAGUGCAUUUCUUGGAAAAUUCUGGUGAUCCUCCAUUUCAGGUGGCUACUAUAGCGGGCAGUGAAAAAAGAGAGAAGCUAGUCAAUCAUAAAGGUAGUCAGUCUUCCAUACUUGAUCCCAUUUCACUGGAAAAGAAAGUUCACCGUUUUGGAGAUAAAUUUGAAAAUCAAAGUGAUGUUGAUGUAGUCGGCAUAGUGAUUCCAGCAGAAUUAUGCUCAUCAAAUAUACAAGAGAGCUCAUCCAUGAACUCAGCUUUGGAAGAUAUUUCAAUUGAAGCAGCUAGUUUACAACAGCUUCAGCUUGUCAUGGAACAGUUGGACAUGAAAACAAAAUUAUGCAUCAGGGACAGUUUAUAUCGUUUGGCUAUGAAUGCUGAGCAAAGACAUACCCAUGCAAGCCCCAAUGGUGGCUGCAAAGAUGAGAGAGAAGCCAGUGGAGCAUUCAUGGCAGAAGGAUCAAACAAGUGCACUGGAUUUAUAGAUAUGGAAACCGACACAAAUCCUAUAGAUCGCUCCAUCGCUCACUUACUGUUUCACAGGCCUUCAGAUUCGGCUUCCAUACCUGUCAAUGACUCAUUUGCAUUCAGGUCACCAAGCAUGGUUCAUGGACCCAUCACCAGCAUGUCUGCAAUGGAUGAGAAAUCUAUCAAUAAUGAAGAAACUGCUGCUGCUGAAACAUAGAGAAUUGUUUCUUGACUGCUGAGAGUCGACGAGUCUCUAGCUUUUGCAAAGCCCAUACCAUGUACAUAAACAUACCAGUUGACUCAAGCUUAUAUGCUAUUUAAAUCAUGUAAAUUUGAGUCUGGUUUUUAACCUA
Molecule: messenger RNA, 2293 nt
Organism: Olea europaea var. sylvestris
Lineage: Eukaryota; Viridiplantae; Streptophyta; Magnoliopsida; Lamiales; Oleaceae
Product: protein LNK1-like
Exons: 8
Coding region: 118-2157 (679 amino acids)
Biological process (GO): regulation of DNA-templated transcription; circadian rhythm
Source: RefSeq, a predicted model, not a curated record